GCAGUUGAAAGCGCACGAAAAACCUAAACGAAUCCAACUAAAACCCUUUUCAUUUGCGGUUUUGUUUUUCCCCCACUUUUCAUUUGCCUUUCAAUCACUCAAUUUUGCAACAUAUUGCAAUGCAAUGAAAACACACCAACGCAACUUCAUUUUUAACGUUCUCAUGUGUGGUUUCUCAAAAAAAAAAAAUAAUAAUAAUUUCCACACGUGUUUGAAACUACAACAGUUUGCGCCAAACCUUACCCUUUGCUCGAGAAAAACCGCUUUUCUUCUUCUUCUCUCUCUCUCUCUCAACCCUAGAAAUGGCAGCUUCGGAAUCGAACUAUAUCGACGAGCAUUCAGCUGCCUCAACAACCAUAACAUUCGACCGACCGAUCCCGUUGCUCCGAGGACCAGUUCGGGCUGGCCCACCCGAUGACCCAUCCUCCGGUCCGUACGUCCUGGCGUUUCGAGACCCCAGGACAUGGGCAAACGCGUACAGAGCCUGCGAGUCCAAGAUCAUCGAGCAGUGUGAGGCCGGCGCCAGGAUCGGGUGCGCCAUCAGCGCAUCGGACAAGUGUAAGCCCCCGUGGUGGCGAGCUCUGAUUGGUCCGAAAGCACCGGACUUGAAGCAGAGGGAGCAGUGCGAAGAGAGAGAAAUGGAGGGGUGUUUGUCUGCGGCGAAAGAUAAGUGCGUUGGGUUCGCGAAGGAGAAGUGCUUGAAGCCCUUUAGAGACGCGAGAAUUGCUGGCCUUCAUGUAAAGCAGGCUGAGAGGUUGGUUUGCUGGGCAACUGUGAUGGAUCGGAGCACGUGGCUCAGUUUGAUUGGAUUGGACAAAUUGGGUUAUUUGGGUUCGGGUAAAUAUGGAUUUGGAGCAACAAAUUAUAGGGCUGGUGAGUUAUUUCGUUCUGAUUGUGACUUUGAUCUUGUUUUGGGUAGUAGCAACGGGAUAUUGAAGGUGUGAAUUUGGAGAAUGGUGUUUAAAGUUGCUGUAGAAACUGUUGCUGAUGAAGUGGGCAUUUGCAAAGUUCUUUCCUUACUUUUAGGCUCCACCACUAGGUUUAUGGAUUCACAUGAAACUUGGAAAUUCUUACAAGCUAUUCAACUAGGAAAUUUCUGCUUCAUUUAGCUGCUGACACAGUACCAAGCUGGAUUGCAUUAUGGUCUGCUGACAUGAAACAAUGGAAAAAAGUAUAUCUGUUCUAUCCUGUUGGAUAUCUCAUCUUGUGGGUCACAUUUAUGGUAAAGGGAGCGCUAUUCGCCGCCAUUUGCCCCCGCACAACGAAUAACACUGGAGUUCUGAGGGUGACUGAAAGCGUGAAUGGCGCUUCCCUUACAAUACGUAUAUGAUUAGUUACACCGACCGUAGUGUGUGGAAUAUUAUAUGUAUAAAACUCUAUGAAAAUGCUUGCAACUUUCUCUUUAACAUUCUUUUUUGGAUCUUCUCCAUUUUU
Molecule: messenger RNA, 1434 nt
Organism: Prunus dulcis (almond)
Lineage: Eukaryota; Viridiplantae; Streptophyta; Magnoliopsida; Rosales; Rosaceae
Exons: 2
Coding region: 303-944 (213 amino acids)
Cellular component (GO): plastid
Source: RefSeq, a predicted model, not a curated record